Molecule: messenger RNA, 609 nt
Organism: Vicia villosa (hairy vetch)
Lineage: Eukaryota; Viridiplantae; Streptophyta; Magnoliopsida; Fabales; Fabaceae
Exons: 1
Coding region: 1-609 (202 amino acids)
Molecular function (GO): nucleic acid binding; zinc ion binding
Source: RefSeq, a predicted model, not a curated record
AUGAAGCACGGGAAUAUGUCUGUUGAUGAGUAUGCUGCUCGAUUUGAGGAAUUGGUGAAGUAUUGUUCUCAUUAUAAUACUAAUGAGGCUAUGAAUUCCAUGUGCAUUAAGUUUGAGAACGGGCUGCGUCCCGAGAUCAAACAGGGUAUUGCUUGUCAGAAGAUAAGGAACUAUCUAGAAUUGGUGAGCAGAAGCAGAAUUUAUGACAAUGAUAACCGAGCCAGGAUUGAACAUUACAAGGUUGUGAAUGAUCAGAAAGGUAAUCAGAAUCGUGGAAAGCCGUAUAGUAUUCCAGAUGCAAAAGGAAAACAAAAAGCUGCUUUUGGGAAGAAGCCAAGUGGGGGAGGAGGAUUUGCUUCCAACCCCAUUGUUUGCUUCAAGUGUGGUACUGAGGGACACCGUGCUAAUGAGUGCCCAAAGGAUGUUAAGAAAUGCUUCAAAUGCGGGAAAGCAGGUCAUGUGGUGGCAGAUUGUAGAACUAAGGUGCCUACAUGCUACAAUUGUGGUGAAGAGGGUCAUGUCAGCACUCACUGUCAGAAGCCAAAGAAGACUCAGGGUAAUGGCAAGGUGUUUGCACUAGUGGGAGCCCAGUCUACUAGUGAGGACUGA